AUUCAUUCAGGUACGUCUUCGCUCAGAUAUCAAGGCUAACACUACUUUACAAGGAUGCAGGUGAAGAGAGUCGUUCUCAACUCAAGACCAGGUAAAGCUGGGGUGCCAGUUCCUGAAAAUUUCUGUGUGGAGGAGGUGACUUUGGCAACUGACCUGAAGGAUGGAGAGGUCCUUGUCCGGACACUUUACCUCUCAGUCGACCCUUACAUGCGGUGCAGAAUGAAUGAAGAGACUGGUUUUGAGGAAAUGACUCCAUGGCAGCUGUCUGAGUGUGCGGAUGGUGGAGGUGUCGGUGUGGUUCAGUCCAGCCGCUGCAGCACUUACAGUGAGGGAGAUGUGGUGGUUGCAUUCAACUGUCCUUGGCAGACCCAUGCUGUUUUAAAAGAAAGUGACUUACAGAAGGUUGAAGCAGAGUUGGUUGACGGACACUUGUCCUACUAUUUGGGUGCAGUUGGUAUGACAGGGCUCGCUGCACUGUUGGGCAUCAGGGAGAAGGGUCAUGUGAGCGAAGGGGCCAAUCAGACCAUGGUGGUGAGCGGCGCAGCUGGGGCCUGUGGAUCCAUGGCUGGACAGAUUGGCCGGCUGGAAGGUUGUGUGAGAGUGGUUGGGAUUUGUGGCUCUGAUGAGAAGUGCAAAGCUUUAGUGGACGACCUGGGCUUCUCUGCAGCCAUCAACUACCGCACAGAGGACGUCUCUGCAAAGCUGAAGGAGUGCUGCCCUGAUGGGAUAGAUGUUUACUUUGACAAUGUGGGAGGUGACAUCAGUGAUGCUGUCAUCACACAGAUGAACAAGGACAGCCAUGUGAUCCUGUGUGGGCAGAUCUCACAGUACAACAAGGACGUGACGUAUCCUCCGCCCCUGAGCGAGAAGACACAGGAAACCCUGCAGAAGAAGAACAUCACCCGCGAGGAAUUCAUGGCACUUAGCUACAUGGACAAAAUAGACCCUUCCCUGUAUGAGCUCAGCCAGGGAGUUAGAUCAGGCCACGUCAAGGUGCUGGAAACUGUAGUGAACGGCAUUGAAAAGAUGGGAGAUGCAUUUUGCUCUAUGAUGAAAGGCGGCAACGUUGGCAAGCAAGUUGUAAAGAUAUCAGAGUGAGGAGAAUCACUGGAGCUGCUCUCACCAGACAGAGGCCUCGGGGAAUUAAC
Messenger RNA from Epinephelus fuscoguttatus (brown-marbled grouper), 1148 nucleotides. RefSeq names its product prostaglandin reductase 2 (gene ptgr2). Gene Ontology annotation, biological process: prostaglandin metabolic process. Bases 55 to 1098 code for a protein of 347 amino acids. Gene Ontology annotation, molecular function: 15-oxoprostaglandin 13-reductase [NAD(P)+] activity. The transcript has 8 exons. NCBI's taxonomy places the organism in Eukaryota, Metazoa, Chordata, Actinopteri, Perciformes, Serranidae. The record is from RefSeq and is a predicted model, not a curated record.